GGGUGUUGGCAAUGAGAAUCUCUACUAGAAAUACGAACAGAGAGCGUUUGCACCGGAAAAAAUAAUCCGAGGAAGGAGCAGAAGCAGCGCUGCCCAAAGCCCAUCGAGUCAGAGCUGUCCGACCGCAGCCCCGCUGUGACAUCGCAGCGGCAGCACAGCGCCCGGCCUUAUUCGUAGAAGUGAAACUGGUGAAUAAUUGCAGAAAGCAAAGCAGCCUGGAAAAACAAAACAAACAAAACAAAACAAAAAAAAAACCCACGGUCUGAGCGUGAAGGACAAUUUGCUAUUGGAAGCAGAGGGCAGUUUUCUCUGAAUGACUUCGUUGUGCGUUGGCCACUGACGGCUGUCUGAGGUUGAGCUGUGUCACUGGUGGGGAACUGCCUCUGCAGAAUGCCACAGUCUGUGGACACGGCCAAGAGCAGGAGCUGAUCCCAUGGGGAUGAGGAACAAUUUGUGCAGGAGAAGCUGCUCAUUUUGUGCAAAAAAAGGCCAAUGUGUUGCAAGGAAGCGUGCAGGGCGUGAUCGUGGCAGUGGCAUUGCAAAGGGGCUGCAAGGCAGCCUGAGCUCUACGUGCAUCACCUGCCCUGAGAUAUGGGGUGGCAUCACUGAGCUGCUCGCCCGUGACUUCAUGUCUUCCCUUGUAACUGGUGUGAUCUGCAGGGAAUCACUGAGAGUGAUUCUGAGUGCAUGUGACGUCUCUUUGGGGGUUUGGUGUGUCCCCAGUGUAGGUAUAUCACCAGGUGGGUGUGUAGGUAUAUCACAGCCCCCUGUGCUCAGCACUGUGCUUGGGAGGACCCCAGAAAUGUGGGGGUGCUGGGUGAGCAGCUUGAACUGCAACAUCGACCUGAGGCAGAAACAGAAUGCAGAGAGCUGGGAGCUGCCCCUGGGGCCGAGCUGAUGCUCACAGGCAGGAGCCUGCUGGUGUUGCACUGAGCAACACACAGCAGGGUGCAGAGAUGUGCUGCUGCCUUCUUGUUGCACUCCUGCAGCCGGAUGUGAUCUACUUGCUGCGCACCUUGCAGCUUCUUCAGGCUCCACUGCUGCAAUCUGUCUGUGCUUCCUGUCUGCCACCUCUGCUUUUUUUGCUUUGGUGGGGCUUUUCCACACUGUUCUCUUGCUGGAUGACCACCACCACUCUGUGCUUGUGCAGCUAACUGCAGCCAUCUGCCAGCAGACAGGUGGGGAAACCCUCACCUGGAUGAAAGCAGUUGGGUUGGGCUUGCUGACAAACCGCGUAUUCCUGGAGCAACUCCUGCAAUGUGCAUCCCUCCCAGCUGCUGGCUCUGUGCAUCAGGGCUCUGCCCAACCCAGGCAGUAAUUCCCUGCUGGGAGGGGAUGGGGGAAAGCAGCUGGUGGGGGAGGAGGGCUGGAUGUGGUUGAAAUUCAGAGGGAGCUCUCCCAUCUCCAGCACGAGGACAUUCCAGGAAGAGCUUUGGAAAUUAACAAAGUUGCUGCAAGGUAUCUCUGCUGCCCAGGGGUCAGCAGGGUGAGGCAGCAGGAGCCCACCGUGCACUGUGGAGUGAUGCACAGGGCCACCACAGAGAGCUGCUCUGUUGGCCCCCUGCUUGAAGGGCUGCUGGGUGCCCAUGGGGCAAGCAGAGCAGGUUCCCUGUGCAGUGCUGAUGUCCUGCAGAGAAGCUACAACUUAACCAUGGCAUGUUUGCACCUGCCUCUAAAGCUGGUUUUUGUUGAGAUGCAACACUGGGAUGCUCUAUCAGACCUGAGCCAAGAGAGACAAGACUUCCAACCAGCGCCUGCUGCGCACCGCCAGCCCUGAGCCCCCAUGUCUGCACCCACCCCCAGGGGGAUUCCCAGCCAGCACAGCCCCAAGACAGCAACAGCUGAGCCUGCAGCCUGAGCACGGCCUGCAGUGGGGAUGUAGGUGAGAGUGGGGAACGUGAGCACUUCCCAGCGGCCGCUUUCUCUCCGCUCACAUCCAACUUCCCCAGCAGCCCGGGGGGAGCACUGCACGCCCGUCUGAUGCCCAACAUCACAGCAGCAUUGGGAAAUGCGUGCAGGGAAACACCACUGCACGCUCAGCACAGGGAGAGGGUGCUGCCCUUCCGUGACAGCCGCUCUCCUCGAGCUCACAAAUCACACUCUGCUUUUUUUUUUUCUGUGUGUGUGCAUUGGCCCCGCCGUACUUUUCUCGCCGUCAUGUGCCUUUCGGUUCCGCUUUCCACCAUCCAGACAUUUCCCCUUUUUCUUUCCUUUGGAAUUUUUUUUAUUUCUCCCCAUCGUGCCGUGAGGUUAUGAAGGGCUCCGGGCAGUGCGUCCAUCCCAUGGUUUCUCUGGUUGGGAACGGGUGAGACACGUCCUCCAUCCCCAUAGGGUCACAUCCCUCAAAACCCCUCCAAAACAAACAAGACCCCUCUACCCCCCAGAGACUCCAAUAGCUCUGAUUAAAGCCCCAUGCUUCCAGUUGUUACCCACCUUGGGGCGUUUUUGGAGAUGGGAUGUCCUCAGGUGCUCCGUAACCUUUGCAUGAAUGGAUCCUUUUCUCUGCAUAAGCACAUUCUUAAAGGAACAUCAGGCUUUCAUUCUCCACUUCAACCAUUGCGCUUCUCUGUUCACUUGUUUAAAUCAAGCAUAAAGCUCUGACUGUUCUUUGAAUAUUUAUGACCAGUUUUUAUCUCAUGCCAUGCAUACAAAACAUACUUGAUUUCUUUCCUAAAAGUUUUUUUCAAGUGCAAAGUUUUAAAAACAUGUGGCUUUUAUUGCAGGCAGGAAUGAAUAACAGCAUUCCACCAGUAACCACAUUAAAUGGAACAGUAAUAUUCAUAUGCGUAAGGGCAAAAGCUGUCUUGUUUCCUAUUUGCAGUUGAACUCUGAAAUUAAUUAAGAACUAAAAGGAUCUGACAGUCAUUAGGAUCUUUUAAAGAAGGAGUGGAAAUGGCAGAUGGGACCCAUGCUCACAAGGCUCUGCCAUGCACUAUCAAUAGCACUGAGGAUGAGCGCCCCGGACACGCUCUUCAUUGCUGCCAUUGUGCGCAGAAGAGAAUCGUGGUUCUGAACAAUGUAGAACAGUGCUUUCAUGACUUCAGAACCACAGGAUUCACGUCAAUGGCCCUCGUGCUCCUCUGUGCAUCACAGCCCAUCCUGUCGGGGUGUGCACUGGGUGUGUGGGUGUGGGUGCUGCACGCGGCGCCUGCAGGAUGGUGCAAGGGGAGAAGUGCAUGCUGGCUCUGAUUGCAUGCUCUGUGCCAACAGCAGCAGCAUUGCUGAGGCUGCACCCUGCAGCACAGUGCACAGCAAUGACUAAAACCCUCCCCGGGCAGCAUGGAGGGAAUUUCACAUUGAAUUUCACAUUGAAUUUCACAUUGAAUUUCACAUUGAAUUUCCCAAGUGAUGGCAUUUUGGGCCAAAACUCCCAGCAUUGCCUUCCUCCUUCUCCAGCUGCUCCGUGUGAGGAUCCUGCCCGGCCCAAGGCUGCUGGUGCAGACAGCAAGGUGUGAUGGGGUUAAUGGAUGUCCCCACUCAGGUUUUAGUGACAGCUGUGGCCGUGGCAAUGGGUGCUGCAGGCAUUGGGUGCCCAUUGCCCCCAGGGCACAGCGGCCACGUGGCAGAGCCUGGUGCAGAUGAGCUGGAGCUCAUGAGCAGGACGACGCACGCAGCUGGUCCCAGCCUUCCCAGUGAGUUCUGUCUGGGACAGACGCUGCCUUUUCUCCCCACAGUUUCCCCCUAUUUCUUCCCCCGAGCACCACAGCUUCCCUCCUGCAGGAUCCUCCAGUUGCAGCACCCGUAAUUGCCUCGAGAGAAACCCGUUUUGUCGGUGACACUCAGGGGUUAAAACUGUCACCAUCGCACACCCCAUUGGAUCGAGCAUCUGCUGUUUGAUUUAUGAAUGAAUAGCACGCUCCCUCCCUGCAUGCUGCUCUCAGAUCCCCAUCCCUUCCCUACAAAACAGAUCCAGACACCCGCAUGGCCCUACUGAGCACUGUGCUCCUGAGACAGAGUUUGUGAUGAAUUUUUAAUAGAAAGCUUCCUAUAAGGCCCUGCGCCCGUCGAAGCGAGAGGCUCUGCUGCUAAAUAGCAGCUCAGAUGAAUUACCAACUACAGAGGAGGCUGUGAGGGAAGCAAAUCCCAACCAGUAAUGAUUUAAAGAGCCGCUGACCUCCCCGCAAUGUGAAUGGGAGCAUCAGUGCUACAAGGAAGUGUGGGGCCACAAAAUGAAGCACUGGGUUGUGGGGGGUGAGUCCACCUCCAUUGCUCUGAAGGGGAAAAAGCCAAUGGGGGAGGACAGAGGGUGGCUUUAGGGUGGCUGCUGGAGAUGGGCAGGGUGUAGCACCUUGUGCACCUGGGAAUAUUCCCCCCCUGGGGACCAGCUCCUGGUGUUUGGGGAUGGCAUUUACUUAUAUGGCACCUUGAGGACACGGAGGUGGUGAAACUGGUAUAAAAAGGGAUUGGAGAACUUUGUGGGCAGCAGGGCUGUGUGUGGGCACUGAUGUCUGUCACAUCUGGGCGAGGAGGGAACAGCAGUUGGAUGAAAUGAAGGAAGCACCCAGGGUUGUGUCCUCGCUCUGAACAGCAUCGCCACUCCUCACUGAAAGGUGCAGUGAGUUGGGCCAGACGAAAUGUAUUUGCAUAAAGCUUAAUGAAAGGCAAGAGCCUUCUAGGGAGGGCAGCGCUCACCCAGCCCUGCGCACAGCCGUGUGUCACCACACCAGCAGCUGUGAAACCCCCAAGGAUUUCCCAGGGGUGUACAGAAGGGCUGAGACCCACUGUGGAAUGGGGCUGCCCCAUAGGACAUGGGCUGCCCUAUGCGAGCUCCCUGCCCUAUGUGAGCACGUCAGCCCCACAUCGGGUGCUCAGGCCUUUCCUGGCCACCCGUGGAUGGAUCAUCUUCUCACUCGGUGGCUGCUGUGAAGAGGAAGGGAAGCGGGUGGGGAGCAGGCUGGGAGGAAGGGGCCGAGGUGACGCACUACGGGUUGUGCUCUGCAGGGAUGUGGGCUUUUAGGCAGAGCCACUUUAAAGGCAGGUUCCCAGCAGGACAGGAAAAAAAGAGACAGGAAAGGAAGGAAAUAUAAAGCCACUAAACCUGGAACCGAGCAUCGUGCUGACCCCAGGGCUGUCCCAUCACUGUGUCUCGCUGCAGCGAUGCUCCUUUUUGCCUCACUGCACCGGUUCCAUCGGUCCCACUGCUCCGGUGAGGGAGAACCGGUGGGAAACCUCCGUGCCACCUCUCCGCCCGCAGCCCGGGGAUGGGUCCGCUGGGGGUGUGUAGAGGGGAACGGAGGACUGAGGGAAGCCCAGGACCGCAGUCUCACCGCCUAACGGCCGUAAGACGUGAACGACAUCCACAGAGAGCCGAGCGGGGGUUUUGCCGUGGCGGACCGCUGCCCCCUCCGCCCGCCCCGUCGCGGAACCGCGGCGCCAACGAGCGGCGCUUCGGCCGCACUGCAGCGCUGCCCGCCCGCGGGGCACUGCGCAGGCGCCGUGUGCCCCCCCCUCACGCUCACACCCUCUCCGUGCCACCCUCGGGGAAUCCCACGGAGAUCGGGGACGGGGGGGGGGAACAGAGCUCGGCCAAGACCGGCCCUCCCGCAGUGUGCCCCGGGCUCCGCGAGGGGCGGGAGGAGGGAGAGCGUUUCCCCCUCUCCCCCCCCCACCGCCGCUGAACGGGGGCAGAAAAUAGCGCUGAGCGCAGCGGUGCGCGGGGAGCUUUCCCCUAAAAAGGGCAGGAGAGCGGCGGGAUUUAACGGGGCGAGGGAACCUCCGCUCCUCCCGCACUGCUCCCUAUUAACAGGGCGUCUUAAAAAAAGAAAAAAAAGGCAAACAAACAGAAAAAAGCAAACACGGGGUUAUUUUUGUUUUCGUUCCUGUCCUCGGCUCGGCUCUGCGGGACGGGAGCGCGGCUCGGGCCCCUCCACGCGUUGCGGUUUGGGGAGAACAAUGUUGUAUUCGUUUACGGAGGAGCUCAGGGAAAGAAGUUUCAAAAGAAAAAAAAAAAAAGAACAGAAGGGAAGUUGCGUUCUGCACCGCUCCGACGUGCCCACAACGGCGGGCCGCCCCGCCGGACCCCCCCAGACGGGGGCAGACGCUCCGUGCCGCCCCCCCUGGGCUGCCCCCACCCGCCCCCGGCGCGUUUCUCCUCUCGGUUCGGCGUUGCCACGAAGAGACCGACGGCUCCGUUUCGUUCCCGCAUACGCGGUCGCUUCGCUAACGACUGCGGUGGGGUUUGGCCCCACAGAGCGCUGCGGACACCCCGGGACCGCCGUAGAGUGGAGGCGGUGUCCAGAGGCGGAGAACAGCGGCUCUCCCCGCCCCGCGACGGUUGAGCUGCAGCGGGCGCACGGCCGAUGAGCGGCCCCCGAAGCCCCGACGUGCGCUCCCUCAGCCCGUACGCACCGACGGGGCGGGACUCGGUAAGGCCGGCCCCACUUUAAGGGAGGCAACGCCCCUUUCGGCACUGCUCACACCCCUCUGCCACCCGGGAGCCGCGCGGGGGGGCAGGGGGAAGGCCCCCCAUUGGUGAGGCUCCCCGUCACUCACGGCCGGCCCGCCCCCCCACCGGGGCCGGCAGUAAAUACGGUGCCGGGCGGCGCGGCGGCACUGGGAGUUGCUGUCGGGGCCGCCCGGCGGAGGGGAGCAGCCUACAGCCCGGCCGCGACGUGGCUCUGCCGGGGCUCCGCGUUGCCGUUCCCCGGACGGGGCGGGCGGGACAGCGGCGAGGCCGCCGUAGGCGCUCCCCGGGGCCGGGAACGAGCAGCCCCCCGCACCGCCCCGCCGAGAACGGGGAUCUACCGGGACGGGGCCCGGUUGCUCGCGGCGAGCCCCGCCGCUCUCCUCGCACCCCCCGGCCGCGGCGGCGGCUCCUUGACGCCCUCCGUUGUGAUGCGUAUUCCCGUAGAUCCGAGCACCAGCAGGCGCUUCACACCCCCCUCCACGGCGUUCCCCUGCGGUAAGAUGGGAGAGAACAGCGGGGCGCUGGGGGCCGCCGCCGCGGGCGGUCGGGCGCGGCCCGAGGUGCGCUCCGUCGUGGACGUGCUGGCGGAUCACGCCGGCGAAUUGGUGCGCACCGACAGCCCCAACUUCUUGUGCUCCGUGCUGCCGUCCCACUGGAGGUGCAACAAGACGCUGCCCGUCGCCUUCAAGGUCGUGGCUCUCGGAGACGUCCCCGACGGAACGGUGGUGACGGUGAUGGCGGGGAACGACGAGAACUACUCCGCGGAGCUCCGCAACGCCUCCGCCGUGAUGAAAAACCAAGUGGCGAGAUUUAACGACCUCCGAUUUGUCGGGAGAAGCGGCAGAGGAAAAAGCUUCACCCUGACGAUCACAGUGUUCACCAACCCCACCCAGGUCGCUACGUACCACCGAGCCAUUAAAGUCACUGUAGAUGGACCCCGGGAGCCACGACGGCACAGACAAAAGCUAGAAGACCAAACCAAACCCUUCGCCGACCGCUACGGGGAACUGGAGCGGCUGCGUCAGUCCAUGAGGGUCACCCCCACAACACCCAGCCCCCGUGGAUCCCUCAGCACCCCGAGCCACUUCGGGUCGCAGGCUCAGACUCCUAUCCAAGGCACAUCAGAGCUGAGCCCCUUCUCGGACCCGCGGCAGUUCGACCGCUCCUUCCCCUCGCUGCCAACCCUCACCGAGACCAGGUUCUCCGACCCACGGAUGCAUUACCCCGGCGCCAUGUCAGCCGCCUUCUCCUACACCGCAACCCCUUCAGCCACGGGCAUCGGGGGCAUCAGCAUGACCAGCAUGCCCACCACCACGCGUUUCCACCACACCUACCUGCCUCCUCCCUACCCCGGCUCCACGCAGAAUCAGAGCGGACCCUUCCAGACCAACCCCUCUCCCUACCAUUUGUACUACGGCACGUCAUCGGGCUCGUACCAGUUCUCCAUGGUGGCGGGUGGUGAGCGCUCUCCCACCCGGAUGCUCUCUUCGUGUACGAGCGCCUCGGCGGGGAACAACUUAAUGAACCCCAACCUGGGCAAUCAGAAUGACGGGGUGGAUGCGGACGGGAGCCACAGUAACUCACCGACAACCAUGACGACUACUGGGAGGAUGGAUGAGUCGGUUUGGAGACCCUACUAGGAAGGAGGAGGGCAGCUGGGCACCGAGAGCUUUAAGCAGAUCGGCCGUCGUGACGUUACUCCUUUCCCAUCGAAAUGAUGCCGAGGGAAAAGGUAAACCAAAGUCUCCCAAACCAAAAGCAAAGCAGGAGGAAUCCUCUACACAUAACCACGGGCAAACAUCAAGCAAAGCUGGGCCGGGACCUGCGUUACAUUUCAAGAUGAACGUCCACAAGGCUUGAAUUUGUCGCUUGAUGUGGUUCCUUUCAUAUGGUUUUAAUAUGUGGAUUGUACAUAGGGAAAAAAAAGAUGCGUGGAUUCAGAUGUUUGUUUACUGCCGAACACUUCUCGGUCAUCUCACUUGCACCCUCAUCCCCACAAAGAGCAGUCAGGAGUCAGGGAAAGCUCGCCCUUCUGCAAAGCGCUCCAGAGACAAGAGCAGGAAAUCACCCGAGCCAUCUCUGUGCCGAAGCACAAAGACUGAACUGAAAAAAAAGGAAAAAAAAAAAAAAAAAAAGGAAGAAAAAAAAAAAAAAAGGAAAGAAACCUUUGUCUCCUCUCAUUCCCUCCCAGAGCGUAGGGCUGCUGCCCAGCAAAGAGCUCUGGUUUACAGCACAAGUUACAGGCUGUAUGUUCCUCAUGGGUCGGCAUCAGCCACGUGAAGGGGAGCUGUGAUGGGGCUGUGAUUAUUCCUUGCUGACGACAGAGGUUGUAUUGUUCAUUUCUGUGCAUUGUCGUCGUUUUUUAAGCAGUAGCGUGGCUGAUCCCGUGCCCGGCAGGCCCUCCCCUCUCCUCUAUGUUUACAUAUGAGAUGUACUUUUUACACGAUGCGUUGUGUUUUGUUUGCUCUCUCGCCUUGACCUCACCGUUCAAUUCUUUGCUCCUCUUAGCAGAUCUCAGCCAUGGUGAUGAUGGUGGCGUGUGACAUGAAGGCGGUGUUGGGGGCAAUCCGAGAUGUGUGAGAUGCACUUCCCAGCUCCUGAGCUGCUGUGGGGCUGGGGAACUUUUGGCACUGCGCUGCCGUGGGUCUGUGGGUCUUCUUUGGAUCCUCUCUGAGCGCCUGCGCACACAGCUGGUGGCGAAGCAUCCUCCUGCUGUGAUUCUUUCCUGUGUUUUCACCAGGAGUGGAUCGACACAGGAUGACUUGUUUUAUUAAGCAACGACUGGCACUUAUCAGUGCGUGCUGAUAGCGCCAACUGAGAUCUGGAGAAAGGAGCGCUUCCUAUUCAGCCCCUUUAAUGGUGGGAAGGUCGUCAAGCAACGCCAGCUGUCAUCCCACAUCCCUUCCUUUCCUCCAGGUGUCCUGGAGUGCUGGUGUCGGCUCAGCAGCUGAAGGACCGGCAUUUGGGGUGACUGUGGAACCACUGGGGUUCUCUCUGAGCCCCAACGCACACCGUGGUUCCAUCCAUUCCCACCAGUGCUGGGUUGGUGGUUGGACACGAUGACCUUAGAGGUCUCUUCCAAUCUUAAAGAUUCCACGACCCGCAUUGUGCCUCUCUGUGCACGAGCAUAAGAAAACAUAAACCCAGCAGCUGCCCUCCCUGCUGAAUUUAUGCCCUUAUGGGCCGCAACACCUCUUGCCAAAUCUCAGUUGGUAGCUCAUCAGCAAUCAGUUCUAAUUGCACUACCACGUAGAGAUGGGAGCAAGGCAUCCCCAUUUAGUCGGAAAGCUGCGAUGACCACUCAGUGAGUUAAACAUGCAACAAGAGAAACAACUCUUCUAUAAGGUUCAUCCACCCCCCCAAAUCCCUUCCCCAGCAAAACUGCAACGUUCACGUCCUUGAGCAAACAGCAGGCACCUUUGGGUGCUCCCAGCUGGAGAAACUGGACCGGAGCAGCCUGUGUUUGGAUGCAUUUAUAUUCAUCAUCCAAUCGCACCACUGAUUGAAAGCACAAGCAAACAAGGCAUUCGUAGGACUAGCUUAAUUUAAGACUGUUCGUAGUGAAUUAAAAAGAAAAGCAACGAUGUUGUUUUUAUGACAUAUUGUCAUGUGAAGGCGUAAAUAUACGCACCUCUAUGGGAUGCAGAUGGUCACGAGACAGGCCAAUGUUUUUUGCUUUGCACUAUAAUUUGCUUUUUUUUUU
Messenger RNA from Phasianus colchicus (ring-necked pheasant), 10109 nucleotides. It is a transcript of the gene RUNX3, whose product is annotated as RUNX family transcription factor 3. Gene Ontology annotation, molecular function: RNA polymerase II cis-regulatory region sequence-specific DNA binding; DNA-binding transcription factor activity, RNA polymerase II-specific; ATP binding. Lineage: Eukaryota; Metazoa; Chordata; Aves; Galliformes; Phasianidae. Gene Ontology annotation, cellular component: nucleus. Gene Ontology annotation, biological process: hemopoiesis; regulation of transcription by RNA polymerase II; ossification. The record is from RefSeq and is a predicted model, not a curated record.